GGGCCUCGCUGCUCUGCAUCACCACGGCUUCAGCUCUGCAGCUUCACACAAUGAGAAGAAGAGAAACCAUCCGGCCGCUGCUGCCGCUUCAUGUGUGAACACAGAUCCCGUCUCCACCAAUAAGAAAGCGGCGUUGUGCACAAGUCUCAGGCUCCAUGGAGAUAAAGCCGAGUGGAGAGACGACAGAACAGAGGAAAAUGUGCAGAUGACACAGUCUAACUAUGCUGACAUAGCAGGAUGAGCAGCUGAUUGACUUCUCAACAACACAUCCUUCCUCCUGCUGUCGCCCACCCACUGUCCGUCCAGCCAUGUUGUUGAGGAGGAAGCUGUGCGUUGCUGUGGUGACCGCUGCCAUCCUCUUCCUCAUGCUCGCCAGUCAGAGCAUCCAGAGGAGACAUUUCCUUCCUCUGUCAUUAUCCCCGCCCACCAUCCGGGCCAAGCCCACCAGCAGGGAGACAGUGAUUGAAGUCACAGCACCUCCUGCUGACCUGACCCCUGAUCCCCCUGAGACACCCCCUCCUCCCAUCACGACCCAGCCUGAGUCUGAGGGGGAGGAGCCUGUAGACAACUCCCAGCAUGACCCGAGGUCUUGUGGUUGUUCCGAUUCCUGUAUUUCAGACAUGGGGUCAUCAAGCUGGUUCAGCCUACGCUACGACCCCAAACAGCAGCCAAUCCUCCGAGACACCAAUAAGAACUUUGACCCUGAUGCACUCAGGUGGUGGCUGGGUCUUCAACGGUCCGGUAACGACCAGACUCUAGAGGAGGUGAUGUCGAAGAUGUUCCAGGUCAUUUCCCCACCCACUGUGGACUUAAGGCCCCUCCCCUCACUUUGCCGUAGCUGUGCGGUGGUCGGCAACUCUGGCAACCUGCGACAGUCCGGACAUGGCAAUCUGAUCGACUCCCACAGCUCCGUUAUCCGGAUGAAUAAGGCGGUGACUCGAGGGUUUGAGAAAGAUGUCGGGAAUCGGACUACACAUCACUUUCUGUACCCAGAGAGCGCAGUAGAUGUUGCACGAGGAGUCAGCCUUGUCCUGCUGCCGUUCAAGCUGAGAGAUCUGGAGUGGCUGACCAGUGCGCUGUCCACCGGCCAGAUCAAAAUGACCUACAUGAGGGUUAAAGACAGAGUGAAGGCUGAUAAAGACAAGGUCCUGGUGGUGAACCCGGUGUUCUUUAAAUAUGUUCACGAUCAUUGGACCGAGCAUCAUGGUCGCUACCCUUCCACAGGCAUGCUGGCCAUCAUGUUUGCUCUGCAUACCUGUGACAAGGUGUCGGUGUUUGGUUACGGUGCCGAUAGGCAGGGGAACUGGCAUCAUUACUGGGAGGAGAAUCGCUACGCCGGAGCCUUCAGGAAGACCGGCGUCCACAGUGCCGACUUCGAGACGCAGGUCAUUCACCAGCUCGCCAAGGAAGGCAAGAUCAGUCUGCACCUGUGACACGACAAGUGGCCUGCUAACCUACAGACUGAGCUAGUGACAGACUCACAGACUGCUCAUUGACAGACCUAUCAACCUACAGACAGACCUGCAGACCAGUGGACUGACCAUCAGACCUCCAAGCUAAGGUACGGACCUGCUGACUAAUAGACUGACCGUUGAUUGACCUGCAGACUGACCUACUGACCUGAUGACUAAUGGACUGAUAUAAGUCACCCGGAUAUGCUGGAUUGAGGCUGUUGUUGGGCCAAGACAUUUUUAGAAAUGUAGAUCAACUGUGGGGGUAGGAGGAGCUAAACCUGCGACCUUCAGCUGGUUGGGGGGGUGGGCUCGGAUAUCCUCCUUGUGCAGACUCCUGCUGGUUUAAAUGAGUACCAGCUCAACUUGAACAAAUACAGACUGUUUUUUUUGGGACUCUCCACUUUUCACACAGAAAGCCGUCCUGCCAUCUACGACUGCGUGAUCGACCAUACAAGUUUUGCUCUGAGCGGGAAAAAAACCACAGACUUUUUAUAUCUUUUUUUAUUGGAUUUUAUAGACAUUAUACAGGGAUAACCUCUUCUUUUUUUUUCUUUUUUUUUAAUCAAAGCACUUUGCCCUGAAGAAGAAACCAUGUUGUGACUCGUGUCAAACCAUUUACAAGACUUUUCUUUUUAAUAUAUAUAUCGUUUAUAAUCCAUCCAUUUAUUCUUAUCUUAAUGCAAACCAUCCUGAUCUAGAGGAUCCUGACAGACUGGAAACAGAAACAGGAUGACAGUUUUUUUUUUUUUCUUUUUUAACCUAAACCGACAUCACUUACUGUCUUGACCAUUCUUGGAAGCAGUGAGUGGGAGGAGCCUGUGUAAGGUUCUCAGCCUGUGGUUAUGAUGAUUCGGCAGUCUGUAGGUUUUCAGCUUACGAUUGCUGAUUUCCCAAAACAGGAAAAUUUUAUUAGUAUUUGAUACAUUUUUACAGGAAUAGUCCAACAUUUAAUGACAGUUUACUGCCUCCAGUAGCUAACAAAGUUCAUGUUAAGUGGUAAAGCCAAAUAAUAACACUAACUGAUCAGAGCUAAAGAUGUGACUCAGUGAUAAAGCUGCAGACUGCUGAACUUCAUGAACACUUGAGGGACUGAUGUAACUCCUGAGUCACUGCUCAGUUGAUGGGAGUGACAAAAACGAGGAGACUGCGCACGACUUUUAACUAAAGAUUUAUUAAAUAAAACUUAACAAGGACAAAGUCAAACAAUCAGUAACUUUACGAGUGAGGGCUGUGCAUGGAUGCAGUGCAAUGUACUUUCAAAAAAAGAAACAAAAUCUAAAGUCCAACCAAAAAUAAGCAGCCAUAUGAAUGAGGAGAGGCUGACCAGUCCAGCAGGUAGCAGAGGAGUCAGUAAGCUGACUGCUGGACUUCCUGUUAAAGGGAGAUAACAGCAUGUUGAGGGCUGUUUCACACCUGUACUGUGAAUGUACAAAAACUGUUGCAUAUUAUCAAUAACAGUCGUCUAAAUGUUUGUGGCUUUGUUUGCACUAUGAGGAGUUUCAGGAUGUUUUCACUGAGUUUGUUUAAUUCUGAAUCCCAUUAUGGUCAUCCAUUUUUAUAGAUAGACUUGUUUAGACUGUAAAUUUGUGCUUGCAUUAUCUCUACCCCACAAAUCCUACCAUUGUGAAAUCGCCCUAAGACUGAUGCUCAGUAAAGAUCUCAGUCUGCUUCAAACAAAUGUGUUAGUACAACAUAUGGUCUGACUUCAAAAUAUUUCUAACCAUUUUUAAAGGGUAAAAAGCCUGUAGUCAUAGUCUCCUCAUGGCUGCAUCACAGUGCCUCCCAGAACCCUCUCCAACAACUGUUUCUUUUGUGUGAGUGUAGUCUCGACACCAAGAAACACUGUGCUUUUAUUGUGAUGUUCACGUGGAAAAGUGACAGAAGUAGUUGUGUGAUGAGUCGAAAAAAAAAGUCAAGCUUGAGAGAGAAGUUUAAAAUCUGCUUACUUUCACACCUCUUCCCACCUGGCCAGUCACUGUUGUUGGAUGCAGGUUUCAGACACUAUCAGACGAUCCAACCAGCACUAUGUUUGAAGCAAACUGAGGCCUUAUAAAUAAUCAUGAAUGCUGAAUCAUCAUCUGGAGCCUGCUGCUCUGUCGUUAGCUCGGCUGCAGUAUAGAGUGUAGUUUGACUUCAAUCUUGUUUGUCUGGAACAAGUCACGUAGUCUCUUAAAGCCGACUGCUGACUCAUCAGAAACUGUGGUUUUAAUUUGAAACAUCUGCUGCUUGUUUUAAAAGUUUUCAUUCAAAGCUGAGAUUUAACACUUUGCUGGCUUCUCCAGGAAAAUGUCCUGCUAGUAAACUCGGAAAUGAUCUACUUUACGAUUUGACGAGGAAUGCCUGAAUGUGCCAUAAACCUGAGUUCAGCCACUAAAUGACAGAGCAGCAGUCCUCCAGUGUCCUGAGCUGGACUUAACAUCUGGAUGCAAGCAGGCUAAGUUGCUGUAAACAGAUUUACUUCCUCACACUUUAAAAAUAAUCAGUUUGUUGUGAGUAUAAAUCCAAAGUUGUGCUUCUUAGAUUCCCUGCAGUCUGGAAAUUUAGAGAUUAUUUCCAUCAGGGACACAGGAAAGUACAGAUUAACUCAAAUCAACAGAUCAGCUGCUUGUAAUUCCAUCAUAAUCGUUUGUAUGUGAUCUGUAAAUUUACAACGGAGUGACGUCCACUGACCAAACAAGAUGUAAGUAUGAUAUAUGUUCAGUUACCAUAGCUUUAAUUCAGCGCAUCAUGUUUAAACUGUGACUGUUUGAUAAAACAAAUGUCAGUUUUGCUUCAACAACCUACUGAUCAUCCGUUCAUUCAUCCGUUCAUUCAUUCAUAGAUGCCAGACAGACGGAAGCACUGUGAGAUUUCAGCAAAAACAGAAAACAACAUCAACCGCUGUCACUUUGAAAGAAAUUAAAAAAAUAAAAUAAAAUAUGAAACAGAA
Molecule: messenger RNA, 4383 nt
Organism: Seriola aureovittata
Lineage: Eukaryota; Metazoa; Chordata; Actinopteri; Carangiformes; Carangidae
Gene: st3gal8
Product: ST3 beta-galactoside alpha-2,3-sialyltransferase 8
Exons: 9
Coding region: 309-1433 (374 amino acids)
Molecular function (GO): beta-galactoside (CMP) alpha-2,3-sialyltransferase activity
Source: RefSeq, a predicted model, not a curated record